AGACACGCUCCCAGGCGCAACCGGCCAUUCGUAGUCGCUGUCGCCGUCUUCGUCUUCGCUGCCGUAGCCGCCGUCGUUUCUGUCGUUAUCGUCGUCGUGAAUCUCCCCUUUGGUAGAUCCAAGAGAAACGACCGGCGAAGACAAACAGACAGCUGCGCGCGCGCUCGAGGGUUCGGAGACGCGAUCCUUACGCGAACGGAACGAUUGGCGGUUCGCUUUUAUGUGUGCGACGAUUUGGCGAAUGCAUUAGUGUGUGAGUUUCCAAAUGUUUCAGAGAAAAGUGUUCGUUACCGAAAAGAAGAAAAUUAAUACCAACAUAAAAAGACAGCAAUCGUAACAGCAGAUGGAAAAUCUAAAAUAAAAAUUGUUCCGUUCAAAGCAGUUCUGAAAAACAUUAAGCAUAAUUUUUGUUAAAAGCAUCCAUUAGAAAAAAAAAACAAUUUACAAGUGGAAAAAAGCGCGGUUGCAAGGAAAGAAUACAACGCGUCCGCAAGCGACGAACUCGCGCAAAUCUCCCAUUGCAUACGGUACGGUGUCCCGGUUGGCAUUUGGUGUCGCGUUUCGGGCGUUCCGGUUUCCGAUAUUCGAUAGUGAAUUGUGAGACGACGACGACGAAUUGAAGUGUUUCGUUUCCUACCGAGUGUUGGCGUACGGGUUUUUCGGCGCGGCUUUUGGUGUUCCAGAAGUGAUUCCCGAUUCAACGAAAAGCGCACUAUAAAUAUUCGACAACGCUGUGAGUGUGCUGUGAGGCAGAUAUAAUUUUGAUUGUUUUGUUUUUUGCUACAUCUCGUGCCCCAAAUGUGUGCCGGUUCGUCGGUGGUUCGUGCCUACGACGUCGUGUGUGUGCGGUGAUAGCACACCCGGGACAGGAAUCGGUGUCCUGUUGCGAAAGAAAUUGCAAACAAAAAGCAAAUAAAAAGGGGAAAAAAAGUUAAAGAAAGAAAAGCAACCCCUGCUCGGUUGUUCGGUUCAACAGUGUCCUGCACGUCGUUUCGUCGUCGUCCACGGUUCCCCGGCUACCGAUGUGUAGUUUAUUGAGCGAUUAACAGGAGAUAAAUAUAGCCGUUCAGGUUCCAAAAUGAUACGGCUAGGGCUCUACCUUGCAGCGUCAUGGACGAUACUAUGCACCUAUGGUGCAGCAAUGCCAGAUAUUCAUCGUCAUAUGUCCUCCGCUCAGCUACAGGAAGUGUUUCACGUGGACCACGCAGACCUGGUCCCGCACUAUGAGCUCGUCAAGCUAACACAUCACACAAACACGCCGGUGUUGGCGAGCGCCCGGCGGAAACGCAGCAUAGAAAGCGCUUCCUCCUCGGGCACAGCAGUGGGCUCCAAAUCGAACGGUCUCAAUGACGCCGGUAGCAACAGCUACAGCCACCACGUCAAGAAGGACCUCAGCAAGGUGCGCUUCACCGAAAAGGUGAGCGAGCUGCCGGUCAAACCGGGCCAGCAGAGGAAACCGGUGCCAGCAGUGCGGCAACAGGUCCCGCUGGAGGCUGGUCCGCUGGUGAACAGCGAACAGGACGACGUGAUCACCAUCGAACCGCUGGUGGAGUCGGCGGGCAUCAGCAUAGCCGACAUGGCCGAGCACCGGGUGUCGUUCGCUGCGUUCGGCGAAAACGUCAACCUAACGCUACGGAAGACGGAAGGUCUUCUGCGGGGCGGUGCACACUCGCUGCGGAUGUGGAACGUCCGCUCGGAUCCCAACUCCACGCAGGGGCUGGUCUACGAAGAGAUUCACGAUGAGGAUCCAGAACCAGCCGACUCGUUCGGUGACAUCUAUCAGGAUGAGGACAAUAUGGCGGCCGUCCUGAUGCGAAAGCAUUUGGAAAGUGGAGAUCUUAUGAUGGAGGGUAGUAUAGGUCAUGAACUAGUGAUAAAGCCAGUGCCAACCGAAGUCUCCCAGGAGGAGGAUGGAAGUGUUCAUCACGUUAUUUAUAAGCGCAAGACUCCCGAGGAGCACAACGAUCAGCUAAGUGAUUAUGCAUUCAUGGAACCGGACCGGCUGCAGAAACGGUUUCGCGCCAAGCGCAGCCCACAGGGCUACUAUAAGAGCUCGCGGGCCAUCGAUCGGACCAUCUACCCGGAGAUCCUGGUCAUCGUCGACUACGACGGCUACCGGCUGCACGGUGGCGACAACGUGCAGGUCAAGCGCUACUUCGUGUCCUUCUGGAACGGCGUCGACCUGCGGUACCGGCUGCUGAAGGGGCCAAAGAUUCGCAUCAGUAUCGCCGGCAUCAUCAUUUCGCGGGGACGCGAUGCAACCCCCUACCUGGAGCGAAACCGCGUCGGUCGGGAUGCGAUCGAUUCGGCGGCCGCUCUCACCGACAUGGGCAAGUACCUGUUCCGGGAACGAAGGCUACCGGUGUACGACAUUGCCGUCGCAAUCACGAAACUAGAUAUGUGUAGAAGGCAAUAUGCAAAUGACGCGUGUAAUCGCGGUACCGCAGGAUUCGCCUACGUCGGUGGAGCGUGCGUCGUGAACAAGCGGCUGGAAAAGGUCAACAGUGUUGCCAUCAUCGAGGAUACCGGCGGUUUCAGCGGCAUCAUUGUGGCCGCCCAUGAAGUUGGCCAUCUUUUGGGUGCCGUGCACGACGGAUCACCGCCGCCCAGCUACCUCGGAGGUCCCGGAGCGGAGAAGUGCCGCUGGGAGGAUGGCUACAUUAUGUCCGAUCUUCGACACACCGAGCGAGGAUUCCGCUGGUCGCCAUGCAGUGUGCAGAGUUUCCAUCAUUUCCUAAACGGUGACACCGCCAGCUGCCUGCACAAUCCUCCUCACGAGGACGAAGCCCUCGGACGGGCGCUGCCCGGGACGCUGUUGUCGCUGGACGCGCAGUGUCGGCGUGAUCGCGGGACGUCCGCCUGCUUCAAGGACGAGCGUGUCUGCGCGCAGCUCUUCUGCUUCGACUCGGCCAGCGGCUACUGCGUCGCCUAUCGGCCCGCAGCCGAGGGAUCAUCCUGCGGAGACGGACAACACUGUCUCGAUGGUAGAUGUGUUGCCGAACACGAGAACAUUAUUCCGGACUAUUCGCAACAUACUCCAUCGUACACGCGCUACAAUCAACAGUCUGUGAAAUAUAACUACGACGACAAGUCAGAUCAGCAGGAAGAAUAUUAUGAACCGUCUAGCACGCCAACGACAUCAACCACAACGACAACGACAGCCAGCACCACCACCACCACCACCACCACUACAACACCAUCACCGCCGCCAGCGACAUCGACGAGGAACUACUACCAGUACUUCCACCACAAGUCCACGACUUUGGAUGAUGAGGACAAGCGAUACAAAAACUUUAUGAAUGCCAUCAAACGGAAGCGAUUACAACAUCUGAAGGAGCAGCUACAGCUACAGCAGCAGCAGCAAGAACUCAUCACCAACCAGCAGUAGCAGUAGUAGUGGCAUAGACCAUAUGAUGGCCGGUGCUUUUGCUGGUGAGAAGGAGGCCGAGAUGGACAACCGUUCGAAGGCGACCCUUCGCUACUAUUAUGUGUGCGUGUGUUCAAUUUUUGUGUAGCCAUUAAGGGAAGGAUUUUUGUUAGUACUUACCAUGUGUUCGAAACCCAUCGUCAACUCAACGAGAAAAACAAAACAGUUCACUACACUACAAGGUCUCACCGCGAUACGAGCAAGCCGCGUAGGAUAAGCAAUACUUUCUCGUGCGUCCCGAAACCACUUCCAACGCAACGACUCCUUUCGGAAAAAAGACAACCCUUGCGAAGGGUAAUGUACUCGAAAUUCGUUUUCAAACAGUCAGGUUCGAAUAGCAUUUUGGCCAUCGCAAAAUAUGUUCAUAUUGUAGAAUUUCCCUCAAGAAAAUUACUUAUGUGCUGCCAAAAGGAAGCUCGUUUAGGACAUCACACCAACAAACAACUGCCCAUCAUAGUAAUCCUUUCUUUAGCGUCAUGGCAAUCGUUUGAUCUUUCAUCAACUGCAUGGACAACGAUGACAUUUCUGUUGUUAAAAUCGUUAGCUAAGCCUACUUUAAACUGCAAGCCCGGCGGGGUGCGACUGCGAAGAAAAGAAGCAAGCAAAAACAAUCUUCCGACAUUCAUGCAACAGCCACACACAUACCCUACGACAUAAUACUGCUUGUCUGUUCAAUGUAAAUAGUUAGAGCACUAGGAUCUGUUUAUUAUUAUUCGUUUUAGUGCAAGGCGCGACGUACACAUCAUACCGUUAUAUUAGUGUCACUUUCGCGUGAUGCCGGUUAGGAAGCGAUCGUAACAAAACACAAACACAAAAAAAACAGAUGAAAACAAAUCGUUGAGCGAAUGUUCUGUUUUUUUUUUUCUUUUCUUUUCUUAGUUUGCCUCGUUAGUUAACGAGUACUUGAAUUGGAUGUAAAACGUUAACAGUAAGUCAAUAAUUCCCCACGAUUUAGGUAGCGAACGAAAACAAAACAUUACAAAACAAACACACAAAACUCAAAUGCAUACGAGCAGAAGAGGUAGUUGAACACCCGGAAGCCCGGUUUUAAAAAUAAGGGUUGACCAAGUAGGGCCACACACACACAAGGCACCGUUGAGUAGAGUUUUAAUUUAUUCGAUCUAAGUUAUGCAGUAAAUGCCCGACGGCAGCUUCAUUUUUUUUCUUGAUUCCGAUUUGCGCUGCAAGCGCGUUGUAAGCGACAUCGUUGAUUCGAAACUGCGUUGCAGACAAAUAGGGUUAGGGUAGGCCUCCACGACAGACGUUUAGUGUUUAGUGAGUAAACUAAGCGAAUGUGGGCGAAUAAUUUAGAAUUUAGAAAUUAACUGAUAGGCAGCUCUAUUUUAAGGCACGUGCCUUACACUGCGAUGUAAUUGAGGAUAAAGGACAAAAUCACAGCGAUCAAUAGUAGUGGGAGCGCAUGUGACGAUGAUUAUGAUUGCAAUCGCAAUGCUGAAGAGGAUGAAUGUAUUUCGUUUAUAUAUUUUGUAAAAAAAAAAAAACAGGCGCAUCUGAAUAAAAAC
This is a messenger RNA of Anopheles coustani, 4950 nucleotides long. Its product is annotated as A disintegrin and metalloproteinase with thrombospondin motifs like. NCBI's taxonomy places the organism in Eukaryota, Metazoa, Arthropoda, Insecta, Diptera, Culicidae. The transcript is spliced from 15 exons. Gene Ontology annotation, biological process: proteolysis. Gene Ontology annotation, molecular function: metalloendopeptidase activity. The record is from RefSeq and is a predicted model, not a curated record. Bases 1079 to 3388 code for a protein of 769 amino acids.